Messenger RNA from Lytechinus variegatus (green sea urchin), 993 nucleotides. Its product is annotated as glutathione S-transferase alpha-4-like. NCBI's taxonomy places the organism in Eukaryota, Metazoa, Echinodermata, Echinoidea, Temnopleuroida, Toxopneustidae. Gene Ontology annotation, molecular function: glutathione transferase activity. Bases 125 to 829 code for a protein of 234 amino acids. The transcript is spliced from 6 exons. Gene Ontology annotation, biological process: glutathione metabolic process. The record is from RefSeq and is a predicted model, not a curated record.
UUAUCGACUAUUAUCCUUACUCCGUUAAAUAAGAACGGAGUGACCAACUGCAGAUAAUUUCAAAGGCGAUUUGACUCCGGACAAGCGAGGUUUGGCGAUCCAUGUUAACUUCUCUUGUUAAACGAUGGCAGCAGAUAUAGUUCGUCUAUCAUAUCCGGCUUCAAGAGGACUUGGAGAACCAAUUCGACUCGCAUUGGUUGCAUCUGGUAUUGAAUAUACCGAUAAUUACCUGAGGACCAGAGAAGACAUGGUCAAAUUAGUGGAAGGUGGAAAAUUGAUGUUCAAGCAGGUCCCUCUGUUGGAGAUCGACGGAUUAAAUCUUAUUGGAUCUGAAGCUAUCCUCCGCUAUGUUUGCCGCAAAGGUGGCCUCGAUGGAAAAACAGACGAAGAAAAAGUGAAAAUCGACAUGCUUGCAAUGGGAGCGAAGGACAUGGUGUUCCAGAACGUCAUAUAUUCCCGGUUUCACGAAAUCCUGAUAUCAAAGGAGAAAGCCGAAGAAGAUAUCCGAACCGCCAUCAAGGAAUGCAAGAACCGAUACCUCCCGGUUUUUGAGAAGGUAUUGUCGGAGAGUAAAUCUGGUUUCUUUGUUGGUGAUUCCCUUACAAUGGCUGAUAUCGUGCUAUUCGAUGCGCUGAGCUGCGUCAACGAGAUACCCGAAUUUAAAGAAAUCCGACUAAUGGACGAGUACCCGCUCUGUGUGGCGUUCAUUGAUCACUUCUCCAACCAACCGAGGCUUAAGGAAUACCUUACUAGUGAGAGGCGACAUACUGUUAUUGACCUUGAACAAGCUGCUUAUGCCUCCCGGGUAAUGGGCUGGCUACCAUCUUAAGGUUUCUAUAGAACAGCCAGGGCCCCAUUUUACACAGAACUACGAUUGAUCUGAUCAACAAGAACUGUGAAAGGCCACACUGUAAAAGCUGUGGUGUUAAAACUGACACCAGUUGGUGUAAAUAGAGGACCACACCCUGAGGUGUUAAAAUAACACCCUAGAGA